GCGAGGGCGUUGCACAAGGAGCCAGAGCCUGUGAAGCCCCAGGAUUUCGUAACGAGCGUGUAUCACUUUGAGCGGGACUACAAAGGCUCGCUCGCAAGAUGGUGCGUGUCUUCGACGAUCGGGCACUUUACCGAAACGCGAAUGAGCGGGGGCUUGGCAAGGCAGAGCAACGGCGGAGCCUCACCCGAGAUGUUCACGCGGGAGCUAAUAGACGAUUGUUUCAGGCCAAAGCAGAAGAAGAUGAGGGAACAGUUGCGACAACUGGCGCGCAACAGCGACGUGCUUUUCCUGGCCCUCGAUGCGGACAUGGAGGGCGAGUUCAUCGCUCGCCAGGUCGCUCGCGUGUCUCAGCCUCUGAUGAGGUGUUGGUUCACUGCCCUUGGACAGCGGCAUCUCUUGCCCCUUGGGCUUGCUUAA
Molecule: messenger RNA, 417 nt
Organism: Symbiodinium necroappetens
Lineage: Eukaryota; Dinophyceae; Suessiales; Symbiodiniaceae
Source: the annotation of a GenBank genome assembly